AUGAUUACACACACGUCUAAUGUACAUUUAGUAUUCGUAAAUGAUAACUGUGCAAUGAAAAUAGAUAUGAAUUCGAAUAAUCGAUUUUGAGUAAGAAUUUUGUGGAAAAAAGAUAAUGAUAAUUUAUCUGUUUAUUUGAAAACAAGAACAGAAAUAAGAGUCAAAAGGAAAACUAAGUUACGCGUGUAUUGGAGAUUGAAGCUACAGGCUCAAUCUUCGAGCGGUGGCGUACAAGCACAGGAAGGUAGUUGAAGUUUCCUUUAUUAAAGCAGAUUAAAUCAACAAUUGCAGGAAUUCUAAUAAUGGAUAUAUUAAGGAAUGUAUCGUCGGCUUUUUGGUCAACUGAUGUUUGGUUACCGCCUAAUAUAACGUGGGAAGAUAUCAAACCAAAUUCGGAUAAUAAAUAUGCAGACUAUCAACAUUUAAUUUAUCCUCUGCCUAUGGCAUUUGUUCUUUUAAUAAUUAGAUAUGCCCUAGAAAGGUACUGUUUUGCGCCCAUUGGUAAGUCCCUUGGUAUAAAAAAUACAAGAACAAAAAAAGCUACACCAAAUGAAAUAUUAGAAAAAGCCUAUCGUAGCAGAAAAAUUAAACAUAAACAGAUCCUGGCACUGGCUAAACAAUUAGAUUGGUCUGAACGACAAGUAGAAAGAUGGUUGCGAUUAAGACGUACUCAGGAUAAGCCAUCAACACUUACAAAAUUUUGUGAAAACAGCUGGCGAUGUUUAUAUUACAUAUACUCAUUUCUAUAUGGACUAAUUAUUUUAUGGAACAAGCCAUGGUUGUGGGACAUAAAUCACUGUUAUUAUAAUUAUCCAUAUCAUCCAGUUUCAAAUGAUAUAUGGUGGUACUAUAUGAUAUCAAUGGCCUUUUACUGGUCUCUAAGUUUUUCUCAAUUUUUUGAUGUAAAAAGAAAAGAUUUUUGGCAAAUGUUCAUUCACCAUAUAGCUACUAUUGUAUUAAUGUGCUUUUCAUGGGUUGGAAACUUAACCAGAAUUGGUUCAUUGGUCUUAUUAGUGCAUGAUUGUGCAGAUAUUUUUCUAGAAGCUGCAAAAAUGGCUAAGUAUGCUAACUACCAGAAAUUAUGUGAUUGUAUAUUUGUCAUUUUUACAGUCCUAUGGAUUAUCACACGUAUUGGUGUUUAUCCAUUUUGGAUAAUUUAUAGCACAUCGAUAAAGGCACCUAAAAUAGUACCUAUGUUCCCAGCAUAUUAUAUUUUCAAUUCUUUGCUAAUUUUAUUGUUAUUCCUUCACAUGAUCUGGACAUAUUUAAUUCUUAAAAUCGCAUACAACGCUUUCUAUGCCGGCCAAAUGGAAGGUGAUAUUCGUAGUAGCAGCAGUGAAGAUAUUUCAGAUAACUCCAUUGAUAGUACACCACUAAAUAAUUCUACAAAUUAUGUUACCAAGCAAAAUUCCAGACAGAAGGUUCACUAACAAAUAACUUUCUAGAAAAAAGGUUAUUGCAACAGUAAUAAGGCAAGAAUUCAAAUAUUUAGCCGGGCGCCAAUUAAUUUCAGCGAAUUUAAUAAACCCUUGCAUUUAUCGUAGUAUGAUAAUUAAAAACCUUAACUUCGAUAAAGUUAUUAAAAAGGUUAUUGACCUUUAAAACAUUCGCCUUUUUUAAUUAUUAUUU
Bombus pascuorum is the source of this 1629-nucleotide messenger RNA. RefSeq names its product ceramide synthase 6 (gene schlank). Gene Ontology annotation, biological process: ceramide biosynthetic process. Gene Ontology annotation, cellular component: membrane. NCBI's taxonomy places the organism in Eukaryota, Metazoa, Arthropoda, Insecta, Hymenoptera, Apidae. The record is from RefSeq and is a predicted model, not a curated record. Gene Ontology annotation, molecular function: sphingosine N-acyltransferase activity; DNA binding. Bases 303 to 1430 code for a protein of 375 amino acids. The transcript is spliced from 8 exons.